Plasmodium relictum is the source of this 4425-nucleotide messenger RNA. RefSeq names its product DNA-directed RNA polymerase I subunit RPA2, putative (gene RPA2). Gene Ontology annotation, cellular component: RNA polymerase I complex. The coding region runs from base 1 to 4425 and encodes 1474 amino acids. NCBI's taxonomy places the organism in Eukaryota, Apicomplexa, Aconoidasida, Haemosporida, Plasmodiidae. Gene Ontology annotation, biological process: DNA-templated transcription. Gene Ontology annotation, molecular function: DNA-directed RNA polymerase activity; ribonucleoside binding; DNA binding. The record is from RefSeq and is a predicted model, not a curated record. The transcript is spliced from 2 exons.
AUGAUAGCAGAUAAAUGCAUAAUUAAGCAUGAAAAUGAGGAAAAAAAUGUAAAGAGAUACAGUAAUAAAUAUAUUUUUAAUAACAACAGUGUAGAACAAAAUACAUUAAAAAAUAUAAAUUUAAAAAUUACUGAUGAAGAAAUAAAAUUACAUUUAAAAAUUAUAGAAUCUUUAUAUCCUAAUUUUAAAUUAAAAAUUGGUAAAUUAAUUAAUGGUAGUUAUAAUAUUUUUACAAAGUUUUUAGUACAAUCCCAUUUAGAUGAUUUUAAUUCUUUUAUAAACGUAUAUAUAAAAAAUAUGCCUGAAACAAUACCCGUGAUGGAAUUUUCACCACAACUAAAUAAUUAUUCUGUCUUAAAUAAUUUCGGAAAUUCAGCAAAAUGUGUUAAAUUUUAUGUAAGUGAUAUAGAAAUAAGAAAUCCAGUAAUAAAAAAUGAAAAAGGAGAAUUAAGAAACGAUUAUCCUUAUUUAUGUAAAUUAUCCUCAAGAAAUUAUGAAGGGGAAAUAUUUAUAAAAAUAAAUAAACAAUAUAAUGAUGAAAUAACUAGCACUGUUGUUAGUGCCGGUCAUAUUCCUAUUAUGGUUUUAUCAAAUCUUUGUAAUUUAAGCAAUUUAAGUAAAAAAGAAUUGAUUAAAAAAGGAGAAGAUGAAAAUUUAUUAGGUGGCUUUUUUAUUAUAUCAGGGCAUUUGAAAGUUAUUAGAUUUGUAAUAUAUCCAAAGUAUAACACUCUACUUCUUAAUGAAGAAAAUAAAGUCCACAUAAAUUGUUUAUUGAAUGAUAAUACAGUUUUUAUUAAUUUUUUAACUUAUUAUAAACAGAAUUUUUAUUCAUAUGGUGUUAAAUUUCAAAAUUCUGUAAUUACUAUACCCUUUCACAUUUUAAUAGUACUAUUAAGCCCAAUAAAAAAAAAAAAUUACAUAUUUAAUAAAAUAAAAAUUGGAAUAAAAAAUGAAAAUGCUAUUAAAUAUGUAGAGCAAUUUAUCAAUUCUAUCUUUUUAAAAAAUGACGUUAAUGAAAAAGAAAUUUUUGAAAAAUAUAAUUUAAGUUAUUUAGGAAAGAGUUCUUAUUUUAAAAGAGGCAUUUUUAGAGUUUAUCAAGUAUCCCAUGAAAAGAAAGGAAAACAUAUUUUGAAGUAUUGUGUGCUUCCUCAUAUACAAAAUAACACAGAAAAAUUCGAAACAUUGUGUUUAAUGUUUAAAAAAUUAGUUUUAAGCAAAUUUAAAUUAAUUAAUUGUGCAAAUAAAGAUUCUUUAGAAUACCAUGCUGUUACUACAUGUAGUCAUUUAUUAGCAAAUAUGUUAAAAGAUCAAAUAAUGACUUCUUUAAAUCGCUUUCAUUAUCAAUACUCUAGAACCUUUUAUAGAUUAUUAGAAAAAAAAUAUGAUACAUUUAAAAUAAGUAUAAAGCAAAUAUAUUUAAGAUACAAAGAAAUGAUAUCAAAUGAGAUGAAUGAAGACCAUUUAAAUCAUAUUCCUUUAGAAGUAGAUAUGAACAAAGAUAUAAAAUUAAACUAUCAAGAUAAUUCAAAUAUUUUAAAUCAUAAAAAUGAGUCAAAGAAAAAAUUGAGAUCAAUAUUCAUAGAUGAAAAAGAAAAAUUAUUUACAAGUAUAGAAAGUUAUAUAGAAGAAUUGUAUAAUGAUAAUAUCAUAUUCAUGGAAAAAGCAAAGACAUUUUCAACAAUAAGUUUGGCAAUAAUAUACUUCUUUAAAACAGGAAAUAUUUCAUCAGACAAUUUACAUUAUCAACAAAAAAGUGGCUGGGUUAUUUCAGCUGAUGAAAUUAACAAUUUAAGAUUACUUACAAAUUUUAGAGCUAUACAUAGAGGUUGCUUUUUCCAAGAUGUUAAAGUAUUAACACCUAGAAAAUUAUUAGGAGAAUCAUGGGGAUUUAUAUGUCCUGUUCAUACACCUGACGGUUCUCCUUGUGGUUUGCUAAAUCAUUUAUCUCAAUUUUGUUAUAUUCAUAAUUUAGCUAACAAUGAUUCACAUAAAAUGAAUAUAAAAUUGUAUUUAAAAAAAAUUGGUAUUAGUGUUAAUUUAGAUGAAACAAGUGGGAUACACACUAUUUAUGAAGAUGAAAAUAUUCCUAUUAUUGUUGAUUCAAUUCCUAUUACAUAUAUUGCUAACAAAGAUUUUAACAGAACUGUUUAUAAAUUAAAAUAUGCAAAAAAUCACAAUUUGUAUAAUUUAAAGUCAUAUUUCGAAAUAAAUGCUUAUCUUGAUGAACCCUCAAUAAUGGAUAGUAUAGUAAUUAAUACAUUUCCAGGAAGGAUAAUUAGACCUUUAUUUAAUUUGAAAAUGAAAUCAAUUGAAUACAUUUCCCCUUCUUAUCAACCAUAUGUAUCUAUUGCCAUAAACUAUGCAGAUAUUAAAAAGAAUAAUUUAGCAAGGAAGCUUUUAAAAAAAAGAGAAGAAGUAGUUAAUUCUAAAAAGAAAAAUGAACAAAAGUUCACAUUAAAGCAACAGUAUUUAUUUCACAUGAAUGAUAAAAACAUUAAUUCUAAAAUGAAAAAAAAAUGUAACAAUAAUUCAUCUAAUUGCAAAUUAGAUGAAUCAAAAAUUAAUAAAAAUGUAUUUAAAAUUUUGACGGAAAAUAAUCGUAAAAACAGUACAGAUGGUUAUGUUAGUAGUUCUGAUUAUGAAACUAGUAGUGAUUCUGGUAUAGAUUCAGAAAACGAUAACAUGUCAUCAACAACUUUUAUUGAUAGUGAUGAAAAUGUUAAUAUUGAUAUUUAUGAGCAAAUGCCACAAAAAUUUGAAUAUAUGGAAUUAAAGGAAACAUCCUUUUUAUCUUUUUUAGCAUCUUUAACUCCUUUUUCUGAUCACAAUCAAAGCCCACGUAAUAUUUAUCAAUGUCAAAUGUUGAAACAAACAAUGGGAAUACAAAGCUUAAAUAUAUUGUAUACAUUUACAAAUAAAAUAUAUAGAAUGAUAACUCCUCAACUUCCUUUAGUUGUAACAAGAGAUUACGAAUUUUAUGGAGUAGAUAAUUAUCCAAGUGGAACAAAUGCAGUGGUUGCAAUAUUAUCAUAUACAGGGUACGAUAUGGAAGAUGCCUUAAUAUUAAAUAAGGGAAGUGUAGAUAGGGGUAUUUUUCAAACACAUAUAUAUAAAACAGAAUUAAUAGAUUUAGAGAAAGUUGCAGGAUCGGGUGAUUUUGUAUUUGGAAAUAACAUUAGGUAUACUAAUAAUUACAAAAGCAAUAAUAUUAAGCAUGACCACAUAGGUAAAAAGCUAAAUAAUGAUGGUUUGCCUAGUAUACAACAAAAAAUUAAAGAGUCUACACCUUUAUAUUCAUAUAUUAAUAAAAAAAAUGAAUUAACAACAUAUGAAAAUUUUAAAAGGCAUGGAGAAUAUUAUGUAGACUUUGUAAGUAUUGCAAAAAAUAAUUCAAAUCAAAUUGCAAUUGUCAAAUUACGAUCGACAAGAAAACCUCAAGUAGGAGACAAAUUUGCUUCAAGACAUGGACAAAAAGGAGUUGUUUCCUUAUUAUUUCCUCAUGAGGACAUGCCUUUUUCAGAAAGUGGAAUAGUUCCUGAUAUAAUUUUUAAUCCUCAUGGUAUUCCAUCACGUAUGACUAUUGGGAUGCUUAUCGAAAGUAUAUGUGGAAAAGUUGCUUCUGUAUAUGGUAAAAGAAUUGAUGCUACACCAUUCAGAAAAUAUACCCAACAAAAAAGUUUUAAUAAUCAAUGGAUUGAUAAUUGUGGUAUUAAGGGAUAUUUACAGGAGAGCAAAGAAAAAAAAAAUUAUAUCCAUAAUAAAUCAAAUGACAGUGAAGAUAAUACAAAAGAUUUGAAUUUUCAACAAAGCAAAAAAAAGAAAAAAUAUUCAGAUAUAACAUAUGAUGAUAAAAUUGAUUAUUUUGCAAAAUUAUUAUUAAACAAGGGAUAUGAUUAUUAUGGAACUGAAUUAUUGUAUAGUGGUAUAUAUGGUGUUCCAUUACAAGCUCAUAUAUUUAUUGGUGUAAUUUAUUAUCAAAGAUUAAGACAUAUGGCUUAUGAUAAAGCUCAGGUAAGACGAUCAGGACCUGUUUGUAAUUUAACUCAUCAACCAUUAAAAGGUAAAAGAAAACAUGGUGGUAUAAGAUUAGGAGAAAUGGAAAGAGAUGGAAUAAUAUCUCAUGGUUGUAGUUUUGUAAUUAAUGAAAGAUUUUUAAUGAAUUCAGAUGGACAUGAAUGUUUUGUGUGCCCCAAAUGUGGACUAAUUUUAUCACCCAUUUUACAAUUUAAUGCGAGUGGGAAAAUAAUAAAAGGUAGAUCUAUUGGAGGAAAAAAUAAAAUGGCUAUUUGUAAAUCCUGUGAUGUAUCAUGUAAAAUUAUUUUUAUUCCUUAUGUUAUAAGAUAUUUAUUGAAUGAAUUAAUUUGCUUAAAUGUAACUAUAAGAUUAAAUAUAAAAUCAGUUGAAAGUAUGUUUAAUUUGAAAUAA